GCUCAGCACCCCCUCGCUGCAUCACUAACGCGUACAGUAACGAUUAUUUAGUAAAAAUUGCCGAAAUUGCCUAAAUCGACUAAAUUUAGGUAGCGGCGCUUCAUCUUUACUGAAUAUUACAGGUAUCCACAUUUUGUUUUUCAUACAAGGCACGUGUUUCCCGCGUUUGGCGCCUAUCUGGAGCAAGUUUAAAAAUAUUGUAAAAUUAACAAAUUCAGCAAAUAUGGCGUCGCUUUUAGUCACUCAAUCGAUGCGUUCUGCCGUCGACGCGCGCUCGCGCGUUUUGCUAGCUGAGACAAAGAAACGCUCAACGCGUCCUUUCUUCAGCUCGCUGUAGGCCUAAUUCCCUUAAUCCUAUCAUAUUUUACAGCUCUUCUUUCCAACGUUCUUUUUCUAUCUGUAUGGCUAGUGCUACCGGGAUGCCUGCUCCUACUUCGUCACAACAAACUUCCUCAUCUGCCUCUUCCACAAAUGGUCAUGAACAAAUGUUCACAGUUGAACAGAUCGAACUUAUCCGUCGUCUACGAAAUUCUGGUAUGACCAAGGACCAAAUACUCAGCGCUUGGGAUAUUUUGGAUCGCGUCGAUUCUCAACUCGGACAGGUUUACAAUAUUCCAGUUUCUUAUGCUAAUCAAUUACAAGCCGCCGUAACCUUGAUGGGAGUUCAAAACGCUAUACACAGUACUUUACAACAGCAGCAAGCUCAGCAACUACAACAACAGCAUAUACUAGACGCUUCGAAUGCUCGACAAGUUCGUAAGCGUUCGGCAGAAAAUGCAAAUUUAACUCCAACAGAUAACUUGGUCACAAGCGCAAUGUCUCAAACAGCCAACGAACAACCUAUAGCAUUUUCAAGAGGUGCUAAUUCUGAAUCUCAACCUGAAGUCAAUAUCUCAAACUCAAACGGAGCAUCUUCCGAAACUCCACAGUCAAAUCAAACAGAAAUAUCUAAUCUCCUACAACCACAAGCUAUGACCGCCCAACAACAGAUGCAGCAAAUGCUGCAAUUACAACAAAUGGCUCAAAUAUCCAACGAAGAAUUUGAAAAUAGUCAAGAAUUGAAAGAGUUUUUAGCUCAGGGGGAAAUUAAGUGUUGCGAAGAGAUUAAAAACUUUGUUGUUAAGCACAACAUUAAACAACAUCAAAUUGCUUCUCUCGCUGGACUAAGUCAAAGUUAUAUCAGCCGAUAUUUUAGAGGUGAUCCAGUUGAAAUGUCCUUACGAAGUCGUCGAGCCAUUUAUAAAUGGUACUUAACGUUUAAAGACUUUCCCGAAGCAAUUGGACCAGCCGUAAGCAUGACACUUCUCACAGGAACUCCCCCUACCAAAAAUAUGUUGGGACCAUUAGAAGCACAGGCAAGUCAACAGCAAAGUCCAAGUGAAUUUACAUAUCCGAAACGUGAACGCUUUGUGUUCAGACCAUGUCACAUUGAAGUAUUAGAAAGAUCUUAUGAAGCUGAUAAUUAUCCAUCAAUAGAGAAAAGAGAAGAAAUCGCUCGAACUUGUAAUGCUACCUUAGAAAGCAUGGCAGGUCGAGCAGUUACAGACAGAGAAAAAGUCACAACGCAAACAGUCACAAAUUGGUUCGCUAAUCGAAGGAAAGAGAUGAAAAAAAUUGCUCGAGAAGAUACUGAUUCUUUAGUCAAGCAGCGUGUUCGAAACAAACUUCCAUCCUUUUCAGGCAAUGGGUCUGACAGCGUAACCAAUUCCCCUCAGCAGGUUACAAAUUAUUCAUCUGAAGAAGUAUCUACUGAGAAACCUUCAUCAGGGAAAAGUCAAGAAUUAACUAAAGAACAAGAAGAAGAGAUGCAACAACGAGUCGAGUUCGCAGCAGUGAAUCAAGCAAUACUCGCCUUAUCGGGAACAGCUCCUAUUAUUUUGAAAUCGGAAAGCAACGAUGAAGCUGAGAUGGAAUUAUCAGAAAAUUUAAAGAAUUUCGUUGAAAACGAUUCCGAAAACAGGGAAAUAUAG
Messenger RNA from Dimorphilus gyrociliatus, 1970 nucleotides. Lineage: Eukaryota; Metazoa; Annelida; Polychaeta; Dinophilidae. The record is from the annotation of a GenBank genome assembly.